AAUUGCACACAAACCAAUAUCCACUCUUUAUUACAAAAAAAUGAAAAAGAUAGUUUUUAUCUAAAAGGCAAAUCAUGUUCUUAUCAAGACUUGUUCAAAGCUUCAAAAGACUUUCGUCGCAAUCAAGAAUUUGAGCAUUGGAACUAUAAAAGAAGAUUGAUUGACCAUUGUUGUAUUUUACUGUCGCAUAGUUUACUUCAUAGCUUGCGAUAUGUCUAGUGAGCUUGAACCAGAAACCGUAUAUGACAUGGUGUUAGUAGACCGAGAAAAUGAUGUUCGUGUAGUAACAAAGCAGUUAUUUAGGCUAUACACUCUCCGUAAACUUGGUCGCCCUUUCAAACCAGUCAUACCCUUUGGUCCCCACCUCUUCGGAAGUGGGAAGACAAAAUUCGUACAAAGUUACUGGGAACUGGUGAAUAAUAUGGGUGAAAGUGCACUGAUAGGUCUCGAUUACGUUUGUGAGUCUAAGAAGGCCAACCGAAGAGGUUUCCUGGAGAAGCUGAAAAGGGCUUCAUUGCUUUAUGCGGAUUUAAGGCGGUUGAAGCCCACAGUCCCCAUAGAGUUUUUUCGAAACCUAAAGUGGGCAGUCUACUAUUUGUUAAUAACGGCUGCCUGCUCUCAAGUUGGCGCGGAAAUUUUGCGAAAGAAAGAAGCCUUCGAAAAGGUGGAUAUGGAACCUUCCAACUUAGUUCCACUCUUACGAGAUAUACUAAGGAUUCCUUCUGAUCAAUAUCUUCUGAUAGCAUUUGAUGAAGUUGGUGUCCUAGAUGAAAGUCUCGACGAAUUUCAUUUCAAGAGAACUCAUGACGGUAGAGUUCGACCUUACAACGACUUUAUCGGUAUCAUUAGUCAAUUGUGCAAAGAACCCGACUUGUUUUUUAUAGUUGUUGGGAAAAGUGAAGGCUUAAAUAUAUAUAAUUACGUAGCUUCAGUCUCAAGGGUUCAGUUAGUAUUUAUUCCUCUUUCGCCGCUUGAGAAACAUAGUAUCAUGGAACAUUUGGAGAAAAGUUCUUCCUUUUUAUUCACUGGGAGCCCAAAAGCUUCAGAAAUUCUUUGCCACGAAGACUUCUCAACUAGUGAACUUGCAGAAUUGUUGUUGGAAUUGACUGGUGGUGUUCCUGGUUUACUUGUUCGAGCAAUCAGUUACCUUCUGCUGUAUAAAUCAUCCAACAACAAUUUCUCAUUAUCUAAGGAAACCUUCUUGAUCAUAAUGAAUAGCUUUCCAGUAACAAAUUAUUGUGUUGCGCCAUUCUUACCUCGUCUGAUAAGUCUCAGUGAGCAGCGUAAGCGCUUGUUAAGAAUGCUUACGUUAUUAUCUUUGUAUCGUAUUCGAUUUGAUUUUGAUGAAACUGUGCAAAUAAGCUCAAAUUCUGAUGUGUUUUUGUUUGAUCUAGUUACAGAUAUGUGUCUCUAUCGUCGAUUGGUUAUAGAACCAGACCGCAACGAACGCUAUGAAGUGUUGAUUCCCAAGUUACUGAUUGGAUACAUUGACCAAGGCUUAAAGGAUGAUCGUUUAGAAUGGUUACUUUUACAAACUCUCAAGUCUCAAUCUGUUGAAUUCUUUUAUGAGUCGAAAUGUCGAAUUUUGGAAGGUCUUAUUGCGACACUGUUUUAUUUACAUUUUUCUCGGCAUCCUACAAACAGCUCAAUGUUUUCUACUCUUAGUCAAUUGUCUCGUGUUUGGAAUGAAAUGAAUUUACAAUUUUCUUCCGAAUCUGCUGCUUAUUAUAUGAAAUCUAUACAUUAUACCAGAACUGUAUCAGGAACAGAGAGAAUGACAUUUGGAAGCAAUGAUGAAUGGGAAAGGAUAGUGGAAGAAAUAUUAGAAUUUGAAAAGAUAUAUAUUCCAUUUCAUUCAACAUUCCAUAGUCCAGAUAUAUUAUUCAAGUUGCAUGGAAGAACGAAUGAGAAGAACUUGAUGAUUGUGGGUAUUGCUUGUAAAGGCCGAUGGAGUCGUAAUGUGCAUGAUCAAGUAUUGACUAGUCAUCCUACAUGGCAUUGUAUGUUGAUUAUUAUGAGUACUCAGUUAGCAACCAACGUAUCUGAGGACUUGAAUCAUUCUAGUCGUUGUUAUUCAUCUGGCGAUGGUGUUGGAGAAUUCUUGAUUCCUCACAACUGUGAAUUGGUUAUUCUUUCUGAAGCUGAUGUAGAAAACUUUAUUGGCAAAGACAUUUUAUCGAAUUUAAGGAACGCUUUCAAAUCUGUGGAUAAUCCACAUUCGAGAAAUAUUGGCAUUUCAACACUACAAGAAAUAGUUUUAUCUCUUUCCAAAAAUAUUUAGGAAUAUCUUGUUUUAAUAUCUUAGAAGUUUUCUAAAACAAAUAAUUUUCAAAAGUUGUUAUAAAUCAGGGGCUGUUUUAUAAGACACUGUCAAAAACUAUAUCAAACUUUUGAACAACUUAUAAUUCUGACCACAGUUGCAUGGUUUGGAUGACAUAAACGAGGCUGAAUUCAAACUUUCAAGCUCGACUAUCUUUCCAUUGAAAACGAUGAAAUAGAUUGGAUUUUGGAUAUCCUUCAAAACUUGACAACUUAUUGCCACAUAUAAUCGUGCUUGUCUUGAAUCUUCUUUUACUUGUUGUCAGAGAGAAUACUCUGUUACUUUUUUUUUCCAACCAGAAGAGCUUAUUAAAGGGAUCCGCAUAAUUUCAAGUUGGUUACUUUUUAACGAUAUAUACAUUUUUACUUGCUGUUCUCAGGUUCUCAUCAUUAAAUGAAGAUGAUACUAUAUAUCAAUUAAGAAAAAUUGAGAAAUUCACAACGUAUUAGCCUUAAUCCAUUUUAGGAAAAGUAUUUUCUGCGUACUGAAGGAUCUACUAG
Molecule: messenger RNA, 2820 nt
Organism: Galdieria sulphuraria
Lineage: Eukaryota; Rhodophyta; Bangiophyceae; Galdieriales; Galdieriaceae
Product: archaeal ATPase isoform 1
Exons: 2
Coding region: 212-2281 (689 amino acids)
Source: RefSeq, a predicted model, not a curated record